CCCCUCCGCCCCCCGGGCCGGAGGGUGGGGUCUCCCCGCUCCGCCUCCCGCUCCUCCCCCGACCAGGCGAUGAGGUAAUCGCGUCGCCGAGAGGCACGCGCAGCCGGUGCCUGCCCAGCCGGUCGGUCCCGCACCCCGAUCCCUGGCCCCGCCGGCCGCUGCCCCCCUGGCCCGGCCCACCCAGCCCCGGCCCGGCCCGGCCCGCUGCACCAUGACCGAGCGCUGCAGCUUGUGGAGCGCGCUGUCGGCCGCUGCUUGCUGCUUCUACCGGGGCUCCUUCGUGCAGGUGCAGUUCUCCAAGGAGAAGUACAUCUUGGACUCGUCCCCAGAGAAGUUACACAAGGAGCUGGAGGAAGAGCUUAAGCUCAGCAGCACAGAUCUCCGCAGCCAUGCCUGGUACCACGGCCGCAUCCCCCGAGAGGUCUCGGAGACCCUGGUCCAGCGCAAUGGUGACUUUCUCAUUCGGGACUCCCUCACCAGCUUGGGUGACUACGUGCUCACAUGCCGCUGGCGCAACCAGGCUCUGCAUUUCAAGAUCAAUAAGGUGGUGGUGAAGGCGGGUGAGAGCUACACGCACAUCCAAUACCUGUUCGAGCAGGAGAGCUUCGACCAUGUGCCUGCUCUGGUUCGCUAUCAUGUGGGCAGCCGCAAGGCUGUGUCGGAGCAGAGUGGAGCUAUCAUCUACUGCCCCGUCAACCGCACCUUCCCUCUGCGUUACCUGGAGGCCAGCUAUGGCCUAAGUCCGGGCAGCAGCAAGGCGACUGGUCCCGGCAGUCCCGCCGGCACCAAGGGCAGUUACAUGAAGCGGCGCAGUGUCACCAUGACCGAUGGGCUAACGGCUGACAAGGCCACUCGAGGCGAAGGCAGCCCUGCCAGUUCAUCACUGCCCCACCCCAGGGAACCCAUCCGCAACUGUGCCCUCAGCAUGGACCAGAUCCCGGACCUGCACUCACCCAUGACCCCCAUCUCUGAGAGCCCCAGUUCCCCAGCCUACAGUACUGUGACCCGCAUCCACACUGCCCCUACGGCCCCCUCUGCCACGGCGCUGCCUGCUUCCCCUGUCUCUCGCCGCUCCAGCGAGCCCCAGCUGUGUCCUGGAAGUACUCCCAAACCCCUUGGGGAAUCGGACAAGGGCUCUUAUGCCAGCCCCUCCCACACCCUCUGCAAGGCCUCCCCAUCCCCAUCACUCAGCAGCUACAGUGACUCAGAUUCGGGCCAUUAUUGCCAGCUCCAGCCCGUAGUUCGCAGCAGCCGUGAGUGGCCAGUCUCAGACACCUCCAGCCGGCAGACCCGGAGCUAUGGGGAGAAGUUUAAGGAACAGUCGGAGAAUGGGGACCCCGAGGUGGACUGUGGCAGGACCUCCAUGGCCCCCGUGGUGGAAGCUGUCUCCUCCUUCAACCCUGCCACCUUCCAGUCCCUCCUGAUCCCCAAGGAGAACCGGCCCCUGGAGGUGGGCCUCCUGCGGAAGGUCAAGGAGCUGCUGGCCGACGUGGACGUUCGGACCCUAGCGCAGCAUGUCACCAAGGCCGACUGCCUGGUUGCCAGGAUACUGGGCGUUACCAAGGAGAUGCAGACCCUAAUGGGUGUCCGCUGGGGCGUGGAGCUGCUCACCCUCCCGCAUGGCAGGCAGCUCCGACUGGACCUGCUGGAAAGGUUCCACACCAUGUCCAUCACGCUGGCCGUGGACAUCCUGGGCUGCACAGGCUCCGCCGAGGAACGGGCCGCGCUCCUAUACAAGACCAUCCAGCUGGCGGCUGAGCUCAGGGGCACCAUGGGCAACAUGUUCAGUUUUGCAGCGGUGAUGGGCGCCCUGGAUAUGGCUCAGAUUGCUCGACUGGAGCAGACGUGGGUGAUGCUGCGGCAGCGACACACGGAAGGGGCCAUCCUCUACGAGAAGAAGCUCAAACCCUUCCUCAAGAGCCUCAACGAAGGCAAAGAUGGGCUCCCACUGAGCAAUACCACAUUCCCUCAUGUGCUGCCUCUGAUCACUCUGCUGGAGUGUGAUUCUGCACCAGCCGAAGGCCCCGAGCCCUGGGGCAGCACCGAGCAUGGUGUGGAGGUAGUGCUGGCACAUUUAGAAGCUGCUCGUAUCAUGGCCCAUCACGGAGGCCUGUACCACACCAACGCCGAGGCCAAGCUACAGGGAUUCCAGCCCCGGCCGGAGCUCCUGGAAAUCUUCAGCACCGAGUUCCAGAUGCGCCUGCUGUGGGGCAGCCAGGGUGCCGCCAGCAGCCAGGCCAGACGCUACGAGAAGUUCGACAAGGUUCUCACCGCCUUGAGCCACAAGCUGGAGCCUGCAGUCCGCUCUAGCGAACUCUGACCCCAAGAACCCCGGGCUGGGGUCACCAGAGAGGGACCCAUGCCCAGCCUCCUCAUCAGGACACUGUGAUCAGCCUCAGAAUGUUCUGGGCAUGACCCCAAACUCUCACUGCAGCUCAGGGGGCUCUGGACUCCGUCCCUCCUGCAUCACAUUGCAGUACUUUCUCUGGGAAGACCCUGAGCUGCCUGGGCUCCUCCAGCCUCUCCCUCUCCCCUGCCUGCUGAGGUGCUCUGGGGGACUCCCCUAGUCUCCCCCUCUCCUCUAGGCUCCCACAUGGCUGUACAUACGUCUGUCCUGUAAAAAGAUGUACAGAACCCAUGCCCUUUCUUUCAUAAAAUAAACUUUUAUGACUCUUU
Molecule: messenger RNA, 2676 nt
Organism: Suncus etruscus (white-toothed pygmy shrew)
Lineage: Eukaryota; Metazoa; Chordata; Mammalia; Eulipotyphla; Soricidae
Gene: SH2D3C
Product: SH2 domain containing 3C
Exons: 10
Coding region: 212-2320 (702 amino acids)
Biological process (GO): positive regulation of peptidyl-serine phosphorylation; small GTPase-mediated signal transduction
Molecular function (GO): phosphotyrosine residue binding; guanyl-nucleotide exchange factor activity
Source: RefSeq, a predicted model, not a curated record